Messenger RNA from Zonotrichia leucophrys gambelii, 909 nucleotides. It is a transcript of the gene PITX1, whose product is annotated as paired like homeodomain 1. Gene Ontology annotation, molecular function: RNA polymerase II cis-regulatory region sequence-specific DNA binding; DNA-binding transcription factor activity, RNA polymerase II-specific. The coding region runs from base 1 to 909 and encodes 302 amino acids. NCBI's taxonomy places the organism in Eukaryota, Metazoa, Chordata, Aves, Passeriformes, Passerellidae. Gene Ontology annotation, biological process: regulation of transcription by RNA polymerase II; anatomical structure morphogenesis. Gene Ontology annotation, cellular component: nucleus. The transcript has 3 exons. The record is from RefSeq and is a predicted model, not a curated record.
AUGGAUUCCUUUAAAGGUGGAAUGAAUUUGGAGAGACUGCCUGAGAGCUUGAGACCCCAACCCUCCCAUGACAUGGCUUCCAGCUUCCAUUUGCAAAGAUCCUCGGAACCCAGAGACCCGAUCGACAACUCAGCCAGUGAAUCCUCCGACACGGAGGUGCCAGAAAAAGAGCGAAGCGGAGAGCAGAAAAACGAAGACGGGGCCGCGGACGAUCCGGCGAAGAAGAAGAAGCAGCGGCGGCAGCGGACCCACUUCACCAGCCAGCAGCUGCAGGAGCUGGAGGCCACCUUCCAGCGAAACCGCUACCCCGACAUGAGCAUGAGGGAGGAGAUCGCCGUGUGGACCAACCUCACCGAGCCCCGAGUCCGGGUCUGGUUCAAGAACCGCCGAGCCAAGUGGAGAAAGCGGGAGCGGAACCAGCAGAUGGACCUGUGCAAGAACGGCUACGUGCCCCAGUUCAGCGGGCUGAUGCAGCCCUACGAUGACAUGUACGCCGGCUACCCCUACAACAACUGGGCCACCAAAAGCCUCACCCCGGCGCCGCUCUCCACCAAGAGCUUCACCUUCUUCAACUCCAUGAGCCCCCUGUCCUCGCAGUCCAUGUUCUCGGCUCCCAGCAGCAUCCCCUCCAUGAACAUGCCCUCCAGUAUGGGCCACUCGGCCGUGCCGGGCAUGGCCAACUCCGGCCUCAACAACAUCAACAACAUCAGCGGCUCCUCGCUCAACUCGGCCAUGUCCUCGCCCGCCUGUCCCUACGGGCCGCCGGGCUCGCCCUACAGCGUCUACCGGGACACUUGCAACUCCAGCUUAGCCAGCCUCAGACUGAAAUCUAAGCAGCACUCCAGUUUCGGCUACAGCAGUUUGCAAAGCCCCGGCUCUAGUUUAAACGCCUGUCAGUACAACAGUUGA